GAUCUUCCUCGAACGUUUCCAACUCAUCCAUGGUUGGAUACUCCAGAAGGACAGGCAACCCUCCGACGUGUCCUUGUUGGUUAUUCUUUCCGAGAUUCUGAAGUCGGAUAUUGUCAGGGUUUGAAUUAUGUGGCUGCAUUGCUGUUGCUAGUAAUGCAAACAGAAGAGGACGCCUUUUGGAUGCUUGCUGUCCUUCUGGAAAAUGUCUUGGUGAAUGAUUGCUACACUGAUAAUCUCUCUGGAUGCCAUGUUGAGCAGAGGGUGUUCAAAGACUUGCUUGCUAAAAAAUGUCCAAGGAUUGCUGCGCAUUUGGAGGCUAUAGGGUUUGAUGUAUCACUAGUAGCCACUGAGUGGUUCCUGUGCCUUUUCUCUAAGUGUUUACCCUCAGAGACGACCAUGCGGGUUUGGGAUGUCCUUUUCAAUGAGGGAGCAAAGGUUCUUUUCCAGGUAGCUCUAGCAAUCUUCAAGAUGAAGGAGGAGGAGCUGCUGACUGCCCAUCAAAUUGGAGAUGCUAUCAACAUCUUGCAAGCCGCCAGCCAUCAUCUUUAUGAUCCAGAUGAAUUAUUAACGGUAUGUUUUGAUAAGAUUGGUUCAUUGACAACCAAUACUAUAACCAAGCAGAGAAAGAAGCAGGAGCCGACUGUUAUGGCCGAACUCGAUCAAAGACUAAGAAGGCUUAAUUCUGUGAAACAAUAUGAUGAACAGUGAUUUUUAUCAUCUAUUUAUAUAUUUGUGUAAUCAGCAUUCACAAAUAUUCUAACAUUUGGUUAACAGCCAGCUUUGUAAGUUCUUCCAUUUUUAG
Molecule: messenger RNA, 802 nt
Organism: Phalaenopsis equestris
Lineage: Eukaryota; Viridiplantae; Streptophyta; Magnoliopsida; Asparagales; Orchidaceae
Product: growth hormone-regulated TBC protein 1-like
Exons: 6
Source: RefSeq, a predicted model, not a curated record